This is a messenger RNA of Thamnophis elegans (Western terrestrial garter snake), 2547 nucleotides long. RefSeq names its product sorting nexin 8 (gene SNX8). Gene Ontology annotation, molecular function: phosphatidylinositol binding. The coding region runs from base 847 to 2181 and encodes 444 amino acids. The record is from RefSeq and is a predicted model, not a curated record. NCBI's taxonomy places the organism in Eukaryota, Metazoa, Chordata, Lepidosauria, Squamata, Natricidae. The transcript is spliced from 11 exons. Gene Ontology annotation, biological process: retrograde transport, endosome to Golgi.
AAAUUACCUUAUCCACUUUUCUCCUGGCGUGUGAAGACACUAGCAGCCUUUCUCAACCGUGGCAACUUGGGUUGGAUUUCAACUGGCUCUGGCUGGAGAAUUCGGGGAGGGUUUUUUUGAAGCCCCUCACUCUUAAAAAGCUGCUGGAGGAUACAGCGUUGCCAAGUUCGCGCAGUGUGUCCCUUUAGGAACAGCUAAGGAAGGGGCUCUCUGCACCACCAGCUGUGCAAAAACCCUGGCUGGCGCUGCCCCCAUCUGGGCGUUCCAGGGAGCGCUCCCCCUUCCCUCCCCCCUCCCCAUUGACGCACAUCUGCUAAGUCAGAGCCUUGUGCUCCAACCCGGCCUUGGCGAUCGCAACUGGGGUUUGGGGUGCCCACGCCUGCCCCAGCCAAGAGGCGGAGCGGGUUGGGGGGGAAUCCCCUUACCCAUUGAGCCCAGCCCCGUCCAACCCUCCCUCCUCCUGCCUCCCCCUCCCCCUCCCCCCGGGACUUUCUUGCGGGAGUUUUGCAAAGUCUGCGCAGCCUUGCAAAUCGCCCCCCGAGUCUCCGCGCGGGCCGGAGGGAGCGGGGUCCCUUCCCGCCCCCCUGCUCUUCCUCCACCCCGGGACUGCGGCCGUUUAAGAAACCCCUUCCCCACUUCUGGCCCUGCGAGGCCCUGCCUUCCUGGCCGUUUGCAGAAGGGCUCGGGGUGCGCCAAGCAGCGCGCCAAGCGAUCCUGGAGCAGCGGCACGCGUCGGCCCGCCUCGGAGGCGCCUCCCCGGCCCGCCCCACCGGCCCCCUGGCCGGAGAGCCAGAGGAGGGACUCUCCCCCCCCCGCCGGAGGAGGCUCACAUGACCGAGGCCAGCGAUGGACCGAGAAGAAGGGCCCGAAGCGAGCCCGGGAGGAGCCGCGGACUCCGGGGAGCCUCCGGCCAGCGACCCCAAAGACCUAGAGGAACCGCCGAUGCAGAAGCCCCCGGGAAGCCCCUUAGUGCUUCCUCACACUUUGCAAGAGCUGUUGAGUAAGGACACGGUUCAAGUGCAGCUCAUCCCGGAGAAAAGGGGGCUGUUUUUGAAGCACGUGGAAUAUGAGGUCUCCAGCAAGCGUUUUAGGUGCUCUGUUUACCGGCGGUAUAACGACUUUGUAGUUUUCCAUGAGAUGCUCCUUCAGAAGUUCCCUUACCGUAUGGUCCCUGGCCUGCCUCCCAAAAGGAUGUUAGGAGCUGACCGGGAAUUCAUUGAGACCAGACGCCGUGCCUUGAAGCGUUUCAUCAAUCUGGUGGCGCGACACCCUCCUUUUUCAGAAGAUGUGCUUCUCAAGUUCUUCCUCUCUUUCAGUGGGUCGGAUGUUCAGAACAAGCUGAGGGAGCUGGUCCAAGGUGUGGGAGACGAAUUCAUGACCUGCAAGUUCGCAAUGCAAGCCAAGGAAUAUCUGCCAACAGAUAUCCAAAUCCAGUUUGCGGCCAGCCGAGAACUGAUCAGAAAUAUCUACAACAGCUUCUACAAACUCAAGGACCGGACCGAGCGGAUAGCAUCCCGGGCGGUGGACAAUGCCUCGGACCUUCUCCUCUUCGGGAAGGAGCUAAGUGCUUUGGGCUCGGACACAACCCCGCUGCCUUCCUGGGCGGCUCUGAACCACAGCGCCUGGGGGAACCUGAAGCAGGCCCUGAAAGGCCUUUCCGUGGAAUUUGCCAUGUUAGCCGACAAAGCCGUUCAGCAGGGGAAACAGGAAGAGAACGACGUGGUGGAGAAGCUCAACCUUUUCCUGGACUUGCUGCAGUCUUAUAAAGAUCUGUGCGAGAGGCACGAGAAGGGUGUGUUGCACAAACACCAGCGGGCUCUGCACAAGUACAGCGUGAUGAAGAGGCAGAUGAUGAGUGCCACGGUGCAGAACAAGGAGCCCGAGUCGGUGGAGCAGCUGGAAUCCCGGAUUGUGGAGCAAGAGAACGCAAUCCUGACCAUGGAGCAGCGUAACUACUUCUCCCUCUACUGCCUUCACCAAGAGACUCAGCUCAUCCACAUUUACCUUCCGCUCACUACUCACAUCCUGGGAGCCUUUGUCAACUCGCAGAUUCAGGGCCACAAAGAGAUGAGCAAAGUCUGGAACGAACUGAAGCCCAAGCUGAGCUGCCUGUUUGCGGGAAGCAGCGACGUCUUGAUGCUCCCCUUGUCUGCCCAAGAGGACCAUCUCCUUCCCAGUUAAUGUUUCUGAGAUUGAGGAUGGGAGGAGCUGGAAAGAACGGGGCUGCCCCUUAAUGACACUUAAGCGCACCUGUCCAGGUAUUCUUCUCUUGGCAAAUCCCAGCUUUGCCUCCCACAGCCUGAUUUGAGGAGGGGGGGGGGGCGGUUUCUCCACAAUCUCCAAUAUGUAGAGAUGUGAUAUUUUCCCCCCCAAAGACUCUUUUUCGUGUGUUGUCAUUUUUAACGUCGACUGUGAAGGCUCUAGAACAGCCCUUUGGGAAGGAGGGGGGGGGGCUGCCCCCUUGUCAAAAGAGACCCACUCUACUCCAGGAAAAAAGCCCAUAAUUCCAUGGGGAGUUAAGGCCGGGCAGCAAAUAUAUGUGCCCUC